UCCCUUAAAUAUUUCUCCGUCAUGUGACCACAUCUUAUGACUUCCUGUUUUGCAUGUACAGACAGCUGUCUUGCUGUCACUUUCAAAGUUACUCAAUCAUGAAGCAUACAACCCAACAAAAGAUUUCAAAUUCCCUUUUUUGUUCACUUCGCCUGCAGGACUUGUUCAGGAUGGACACACUCUUGAGUUUAUGCUUACAGAUUAUUGUAAUGCUUUUGUGUUGCACAGUGUGUAGUUCUAAAAUUUCCUGUAAAAAUGAAGCUGGUGAGCCUGUGGAUUGGUUUGUCAUCUACAAACUGCCCAGGUACAAGAUCGGCGAGGUCGGCAGUGGGGUGGACUACAUGUACCUGGACUCCUCGGUGGGGAGCUGGCAGAUGAGUAAAUUCAUGGUUAACACCAGCCAAGGAGCCAUGGGGAACACACUCAACCAGCUUUACAUGGGACAGGCCUACAAGUCUAACAGCUCAGUCUACGCACUUUACAAUGAUGGCCCGCCGAUCCUGGAGUACAUCAAAGGAUACGGACACACCAAAGGGGUACUGCUCUUUGACCACUCUCAAGGUUUCUGGAUUUCACACAGCAUUCCCCAUUUCCCCUCAUUCCCUGAGAGAGGCUACCUUUACCCCUCCUCUGGCAAAGUCAAUGGCCAGACUGCUCUCUGCAUGACCUACCAGUAUGAUCAGUUCCUCCAAGUAGCAAAGCAGAUGGCGUACCUUUACCCACGUGUCUAUAACUGCUCUGUACCGGCUGCGUUCUUGGCCGACCUGCCGCAGUUGGCCCAGUUAUGUGAGGGCUCCAAACCACCUCUGGCCUCAGAUAAGAGAGUGGAGCAGCUUUUCUCGGUCGAAGGGGAAAAGUUUGCCAGUUUUGUCAAAUCUGAACGCUUUGUGGAUGACAUCUACACCGGCUGGGUGGCUCAGGCUCUGGGUGCCAACCUGCUGGUGGAGUCCUGGCAGAGACAAGGUCACGAAUUGCCCUCCAACUGCUCCCUGCCCAAACACACCAUGAACAUCAAGAGGAUCCGGCUUCCUGGAUCAACCCUGUUCCAGUCCCACUACGACCACUCAAAGUGGUGCGUGUCGCAAGCUUAUGAGGACCAGGUGACCUGCCUGGGGGACCUGAACAGGGAGGAGGCCCAAAUGUGGCGUGGUGGAGGGCUGGUCUGCACCUUCAACCCCUUGAUAUACAAGGCCUUCAGACAAGUGGUGGACUGGUACAUUGACUGUUGAGUGAGACACAGAGAGAUGCAAUGAAUGGGAUUGGAUUAGUCUCACACGGCAUGCUUUAAAUCUGUUUCAAACUUAUGGGACUAAAUGUGGAGAUAAGCAGCUGGCAUGCAACCAUAACACCAUGCAAGUGUCAAGUUAGCCUUCAGUUUUAUGGAUAACAGCAGGUCAAGCUUUUGAUAGUUUACUGACUUGAAGAAUAUUUGUAUUUAUUUUCUUUUAUAUGAUUAUAUAGCUGUGUGGUGUGUGACCAGAAAUUAAUAAAUAUGCAAGACACAAGUGUUUUAGUGUCGUCACUGACUCACAUUUAUGUAAAAUAAAAUCAUAUGUUUGCAUCACA
Epinephelus fuscoguttatus (brown-marbled grouper) is the source of this 1566-nucleotide messenger RNA. It is a transcript of the gene dnase2b, whose product is annotated as deoxyribonuclease II beta. The record is from RefSeq and is a predicted model, not a curated record. Gene Ontology annotation, biological process: apoptotic DNA fragmentation. NCBI's taxonomy places the organism in Eukaryota, Metazoa, Chordata, Actinopteri, Perciformes, Serranidae. The coding region runs from base 54 to 1229 and encodes 391 amino acids. The transcript is spliced from 6 exons. Gene Ontology annotation, molecular function: deoxyribonuclease II activity.